AUGUCCUUUCAAGAUGUUAGAACAGCUCUGGUGUUAAGUUAUGGCGAUGGGCAGAUAGAUGACGAAGAGUUCGUGCUUCUCUACGAUGCAUAUAAGUCAACAAACCCUGCUUACCCUUACUGGGAAUUUGGUGAUUUUUGCUGGGAAGAGUACGAUUCCAGUGAGUUUGAAGCCAUGUUCAGAGUAAAACAAGAGGACAUACCUAUUCUUGUAGAUGCUUUGAGAGUUCCAGAAACGUUUAAGUGUGGUCAAGGAACAAUUUGUGAUGGCAUUGAAGGGUUGUGCAUAUUGUUAAAAAGGUACAGUAUACAUAAUACAGUAUAAAUGUUAAUUUAUAUUUAAUAGUGUGCAUGUUUUAUUGUCGUAUACCUGCAUUUUUAUAUUUAUGUAUUUUAUUUGAACUUUCCUUCAGGUUAGCAUAUCCUUGUCGAUAUGUUGACAUGAUGAGCACGUUUGCAAGACCUGUGCCUGGGCUAUGCAUGAUCUACAAUACAGUACUUGACUGGAUUUAUGAUGUUCAUGGCUUCCACCUAACAUCAUGGAACCAAAGCUUUUUAUCUCCUUUGGCACUUGAACAGUAUGCAAAUGCCAUUAGAGAACGAGGAAGUCCCUUAGUCAAUUGCUUAGGGUUUGUUGAUGGUACAGUGCGUCAAAUAUGCCGCCCUGGCAAGAUGCAGCGUGUAGUGUACAAUGGACAUAAACGUGUGCAUGCACUUAAAUUCCAAGCAGUUGCUCUGCCUUAUGGUUUAAUAGCCAAUCUAUAUGGUCCUGUCGAGGGACGUCGCCAUGAUGCAGGGAUGUUAAAAGAUUCUGGCCUACUAGGUUCCCUGGAGCUUCACGCCCAUAAUCCAGAUGGGCAACUCCUUUGCUUGUAUGGAGACCCAGCUUAUCCACUUCGCCCACAGUUAAUGGCCCCCUACCGUGUUGGUGAUGUGCAAGUAUUAACAGAGGAUAUGAAAGAAUUUAAUCGAGCAAUGAGCUCCCUCCGAGUUUCUGUGGAAUGGUUGUUUGGUGAUGUUGCAAACAGUUUUAAUUUUAUUGAUUUUAAGAAAAAUUUAAAAUUACGGCUUAGUGCAGUUGGCAAAUUUUAUGUUGUUGCUGCAAUGAUGAGAAACAUAUUAACAUGUCUCUAUGGGAAAACUACUUCAUUUUUGGCCUUAACAACGUGUCACAGACGUGUGUUUUUGAGCUCCUCUCAAUUAUGAGUUCUACAACAGUUAGUAACGUAUUGUACGGCUAUUUUGGCCUUAAUAAAAGUAAAUUGAAAUGGUCAGGAACUUUGGAAGACCUUAAAGCAUUUGUCCUCACGGAAAUUAGUGAAGAAAUAGCCGAAAAUACAUCAUGGCGUUCACCGAGCGGCGGGACAUGGCAGUUUGAUUCUAAGAUGCUAUCAGUUACAUGGCAUAGUAAAAGUGAAAAUAUUUACUUCAAAGGUGAAAAAGGCAGCGAUCUCACCACACGAGUAUAUUCCUACGUAAAUCUGGGGCUCGGGGAGAGUGAUCAAACGGUGGUGAGUGGAAGUCCUACAGAAACCGAGCUAGCAAAGUCCAUCGAAAGUCUGUUAGCUAGCAAGAAUGAACAUAUGAAUGAUAUUAAUAAAACUAAAGAUAUACCAACUAACGAGGGAGCUAGCGAGGAUGAGAAUACGAGUGAUAUUGAAAAAACCGAAGAUACAUCAACUAAAGAGGGUAAUCCUGUAAAGGCUUCAAAUCGACAUUUGAUUUUAGUUACAGUAUUAUUCAUGAAGCCCAAAGUUCAAAGGAAGAAACGAACACAAACUUGUCAACAAGUGUAAAUUUGCAUAAAGAACCAAUGAAUUUGCAUAGAGUGCCUCAUUCCUAUAUUCCUUUGGGAGACCCGAACAAAAACUAUAAUCCAGAGUUUGAUAUCGUUGCAUUGAAAUUUAAGCUGGAGAGCUUUGCUGAGAACGUCGACAGCAAAUUUCAAGCUCUUACAAAAGAAGUGGCUGACAUUAAAGAAAAUAAAGUUUAUUCGAUUAUAAUUCUCGAGAACACUGUCCAUGAAUUAAAGAAAGAGAAAUAUGACCUAAUCAAAGCUAACAACGACUUAAGAGAGAAGAACGAAGUAUUACAUCAAAAAAUUUCGGAUUUUAAUUCGACAGUACAAAGAUUGGAAGAUGAGAAGCAGAGUCUAAUCACAACCCUAAAGCUAGUUCAAAAGGAAACUCAAACUGUUCAGCCGGAUUUAAAUGACAGAAUGCAAAACCUUGAAAACGAAAAUAAGAGCUUAUCAACGGCAUUAACACUCUUGCAAUACGAAUUAGAUAAUACUCAACAACAUAAAUGGAAAGUUGUAAAGACGAAGUAUAAUAAACCACCUCCAGAGACCCCAGCAGGAUCAAAUACUAUUGAAACAAAAAAUCAAUAUACAACCCUUAGGGUCACUGAUUCUGAACAUGACGAUAUUCCAGCAAGACUGAAUACCCAACAGAUUCUAGACGAAACUUCGAAUACAACCAAACACAGCAACAUACAGAUGGUUGGAAAAAGCAGUGGUCCAUCAAAUUCUAAUGAGUCAAGUCGUGACUCACAACGUAGUCAACCUAGAAUAGCUAUCCUCGGAGAUUCGAUCAUUAAACAUUUGGACCCCAAACGAAUGCAGAAUGGAUUGAAGAAAGGAAAAGUAACGAUUAAGACAUUUCCUGGUGCAGGUAUUGACCAAAUGAAGCAUUAUGCAGUACCAACUCUAAUUACCAAGCCAAAGACACUUAUAUUUCAUGUUGGAACCAACGACUUACAUAACAAAACACCAGAAGAUCUAAUAAAUGCAAUGAAUGAUCUUGGUGAAACGAUCCAUAGACAGAACAACGAUCUGGAACUUAUAUGGUCGGAAAUAAUAACUCGAACUGAUGAUCCAAACUUAGCAGAAAAGGUAAAUGUAGUCAAUGCCGAGCUCGCUAAAUUAUGUACAGAUAAGGGCUGGGGACUUAUUAAACACAACAACAUUAAAGGAAGUCUUUUAAAUAACUCUGGUCUACAUUUAAAUAAACAUGGAACUACUACAUUAGCUAAAAACAUAAGACAAUUUUUUAGCAGCCAUUGA
Paramuricea clavata is the source of this 3063-nucleotide messenger RNA. Lineage: Eukaryota; Metazoa; Cnidaria; Anthozoa; Malacalcyonacea; Plexauridae. The record is from the annotation of a GenBank genome assembly.